UCUUUCUGUUGAUCUUCAGGAUGGAUGCGUCCUCUGUCGCUUGCUGGAGAUUCUUACAUCAAAAAGUCUUGGGAGGUGGAUGAAGAACAAACAGCGUAUUCGAGUGAAACACCAGAAGAUGGAGAAUAUCUGCACAGCGUUGCGCUUCAUGGAAACGGAGGGGAUGAAGCUUGUCAACAUCGGUGGAGAGGAUAUCUACAAUGGCAACUUGAAGUUGAUCUUGGGCUUGGUGUGGCGACUUAUUCUGAGAUAUCAGAUCUCUCUUGAUCGCGCCACAGGUGGCGGACCAGGAUCAAAACGUGGUGUUUCCGCGAAAAAGGUACUUCUUGGUUGGGUGCAGUCUUCAAUACCGCAGAUCAACGUGGGCAAUUUCACCAGUCACUGGCAUGAUGGAGUGGCUCUCACAGCACUCUUAGAUUCUCUACAACCAGGUCUAGCUCCUAAUUAUACUUCACUUAAUCGGAACCAAAGGCUUGCCAACUGUACUGAGGCAAUGAAAGUAGCCGAAAAAGAAUUUGCUAUACCUCAGAUCAUUCGGCCUGAAGACUUAGUCAAUCCUGAUAUUGAUGAACUCAGUGUGAUGACGUAUGUAUCAUAUUUCUGCGGUGCAGGGUCACCUGGGUUUUACAAACUGCUCAAAUGGGUAAACAGUGUAAUACCUGAAUACGGUAUCAAGAACUUUACAUCUGACUGGCGAGAUGGUCGAGCCCUUUCUGCUCUUGUUAACGCUUUGUCUCAGGGACUCAUUCCUAAUCAUCAUCAACUUGAUCCUUCUCGAGCGGUGGAGAACGUCCAAAAUGCAAUGGAUAUUGGAGAAAGCAGAUUGAGAGUGAAACCAACCCUCACUGCUGAAGAAUUUGUUGACGCAGAUUUGGAUCAAGUGAGCAUGAUGAGUUAUAUCACCUGGUUUCGUUGGGCUGUGCCAGUAAAGAGUGAGGCAGAAAAUGUACAAAUUAGUGGAGCAGGAAUUACAGGAGGGCUACCAAAUGUGGAGACUGAGUUUACAAUUACUUACGGAAAUGCCGUUGCUUCAUCCAAGAUCUCUGCUACAGUUAAUGAUCCGGAUGGCAAACCUGUCCCAGUGAAGCUACAUGAUCUUGGCAAUGGCACUAUUGUAGCUCGAUAUACACCAGUAGUUCCUGGCACUUACACGGUACGGGCUUUCUGUGGAGACGAAGAUAUCUCUGGCAGUCCUUUUCACCCCAAGUUUGAUGUUCCUCCUCAAGCGUCUGCGUGCAGAGUGUCUGGAGUGGGAUUGACUGAUGCUGUUGUUCGACAACCAGCAGAGUUUAUUUUUCAAGCAGGAAAAGAGGCUGGAAACGGUGUAUUGCAUGUAGCUGUGACUAGCCCUUCUGGGCAACGAAUUCCGUUAUUGAAAAAAAAUUCAGAGAAUGGUGUAACUAGAGUGACAUACACUCCUACUGAGGUCGGAAAUUAUGAGGUAGUUGUUCAAUGGUCUGGGGAAGAUGUAUCAAAUGGACCAUUUAGAGCAAAAGCUAUUGACCCGAGUAGUUGUGUUUGUGAAGGAGAAGGACUGAAACACUCAAUAAUUAGAGAACCAGUUCAGUUUUCUGUGAAGACGGCAGAAGCGGGAGCAGGAGUAUUGUCGGCUACAGCACAUGGUCCUACAUCAUCGGUACCAGUUGAAAUAGUCAGACAUAGUGAGGGAGUUUACAGGGCAGAGUAUACCCCAACUGAACUGGGUGAUUACUUGCUGGAUAUCAAGUGGUCGGGACAUUGUAUUGCUAACAGUCCAUACACUGCACACUGCUUUUCAAAUGUUGACCCAAACAAAGUGAAAGUGAGCAAACCAAAAGCAACCACAAGGUCAGGACGGUAUGCUCUUGGACGUCCCAUCUUUUAUCGUGUUAAUUCAGAGCAGGCUGGGAAAGGAGAACUUACUGCUUCUGCUAUCAAUCGACUGAACGGAAAACCAAUACCACUUAACAUAAUGCAAGAGAAAGAUGGACAGUUUGCAGUUGAAAUGCAGCCAACAGAAACAGGAGAGUACGCUGUUGAUUUUCGUUAUGAUGACAUGCUUGUUCCUACUACUCCACACCAGCUAUCUGUAGUUGAGUCUCCUGAUGCUAAAAAAGUGAAGAUUCAAGUGGGACCGAAGGGGCAUCAGGCCAGGGUGGAUGAGGAAGCUAUCUUCUAUGUUGAUGCAUCUGAGGCUGGUGAUGGUGAGUUUACCGCUUCAGCAUAUGGAGUGAAUCCAACAGCCAAUCCAAAAGUGGAAGUGACCAGUCAUGGAAAAGGUCAAUACACAAUUGCAAUGACAACAAAUGAACCUGGAGAUUGUUUCUUGCAAGCAUUCUGGGAUGAUCAGCCUAUUGAAGACACACCAAUUGAUGUGAGAUUUAUUGAGCCACCUAACCCUAGUAAGAUUAAAGUCAACAGCUCUAGUCUUCCUCGCAAAGUUUUUCUUGGCAAUCCUCUCCAGUUUGAUGUUGACACUUCACGAGCAGGAACUGGAAGAUUGACCGCACACACUAUUCGAAGAAGAACAGGAGAGAAAAAGGAAGUCCUCGUAAAAGAGACAGGGUUUGGUAGACAGGCUGUUCAUUUUGAUCCAACCACUGCUGAUGAUUAUGAAGUUGCGUUAUAUUGGGACGGUGAACCGGUAUCAUUGGCUGCACCUGUGGAAGUGAAAUAUCUUGAUCCUCCUGAUGCCUCUAAAGUAAAACUGAAGACACCGGUGAAGGCAUAUCAAGAGCCAACAGUUGGGCAACGUACAACGCUAGUGUUUGACACUGCGUUAGCGGGAACGGGCAAACUAUCAGCGUAUGCACACAGUGAAGAACAUGGUCCAGUCGAUGUGCAGGUAGAGGAAUCUACUGAUUGUCCAGGAGAGUAUAACGUAACAUUUGCUCCACGUCACCCUGAUGAAUACCAACUCAACGUAUAUUGGGAUGGAGUACCAGUACCGUUGAGUCCAAUUGUAAUCAAAGCAAUGCCAUUGACAGAUGCUAGCAAGGUGAAAGCGCUCUCAGCUGUUCCUAAACGAGCACUAAAAAUUGGCGAAACCGCUCAAAUGACUUUCAACAUCACGGGUGCUGGGAGAGGAGAACUGACAGCUAUAGCUGUAGGAGAGAAGAGUGGACCGUCACCUGUACAAGUGGUAGAAAUAGAAGAUGGAAUUUAUGAAGUAAAAUUUACACCUAAACACGUUGAUCAAUAUUUACUACAUGUCGAGUGGGAUGAUGAGUCUGUUCCAGGGGCUCCUUUUCGGUUUGCGUUUGAGAAUCAGAAAAGUGAAGGAGAUCCAUCAAAAGUCAAGGUAUCUUCCAUAUCCCCUGUUGAGCAGUUCCGAGUUGGACAAACAGCCGAAGUGACGUUAGAUGCCAGUACAGCCGGAGAAGGCGUCCCUUCUGUUCAAGUAAUGGGGGCCAGAACCGGACCGUUGGAGUCAGAAGUGUACGAUACGGGUGAUGGACAAUAUUUAGUCACAUUCACACCAGACAAGCCAGAUCGAUAUCAGGUCGAACUCUUUUGGGACAAUGAGGAAAUCAAGGAGAGUCCAAUCAACAUGAAAUGUCUUCCUCGCAAAUCAGACCUGUCCAAGAUCAAAGUAUCAGAGUUAGAUCCAAGUGUCGUACUCCAGCCGGUCAAAUUCUACGUGAACACUGAUGAUGCCGGUGACGGACAGCUGCUAGUACGAGCUCGAGGCCCAACCAAUGGCGAUCUUCCUGAGUUCAACGUAGAGUCAACAGGUGAUGGUCUAUACGAGGCCUACUACGUUCCCAACGCUCCCGGGCAUCACAAAUUUGAAGUCAGUUGGUCUGGCGAGCCAAUACCAGGCAGUCCCUUCUUUGUCAACGUGAUGGGCAACAGUGAUGUCGGUAAGGUCAUAGUGAACGGUUCCGGUGUCGAGAAGAGUCAGUACGACAUUGGACAAGCGAUGGAACUCGACGUCGACGCAUCACGAGCUCCGAAAGGCAAACUAACAGCUCACGCAGUCGGAACAAAGGACUACAGGCCAAAGCACGUCGAAGUAACAAACAAUGGAGAUCGACAGUACGCCGUAAAGUUUACUCCCAGUGACCCGGAUACAUACAUGGUCUGUGUUAAAUACAAGGGAGAGAACGUACUCGGUAGUCCGUUCAAGGCCAAGUUUGUUCACCCGCCGGAUCCAUCUCUGGUCGAAAUCCAAGGCCUACGCAACGGCGUCAUCUACGAACCGAUCACGUUUAAGGUCGACGCUCGCCAUGCAGGAGCCGGAGAGCUACUGGUCCGAGCUGCAGGACCAACGACCGGCGGAUCUGCGGAUUUCGAACUAAAAAGCAUCGGACCGGGUCUCUACACGGCGACCUACGUUCCUACAGCGUCCGGCGAGCAUCUCUUUCACGUGACCUGGUCGAACGUCCACAUUCCCGGUAGUCCGUUCAAAGUCAAUGUAACAAGUUCGGAGGGAAAGGCUCGUUCGGUUGAGGUCUCAGAACUGCCAGACGCAAAAGUCGAAACGGGCAUGCCAGUCGAACUUGUCGUCAACACGGGCAAAGCCGGAGAAGGAAACCUAACGGCCAGUUGUAAGGGACUCCACGUGGGAACGGUUUCGGUCCAGAUCGUUCGCGACAAGCGCAGCGGGUCUACCGUCAUUAGCUUCGUUCCUUCUCAACCCGACGACUACGUUCUCGACGUUCUCUACGACGGCCGUCGUAUUCCCGACAGUCCCUUUACCGUUCACGCCUACAGUCCGGCCCGACGUCUCUCGUCGCUCGGAUUGACGGCUGCGCAAUGCAGCGUUCUCGAGCCGCGUUUGAAUCCCGAGAAUCCUUUCCUACCCGUCGGUCAACCGGUCAAGUACGUCGUCCAGACCCCCGGGGUUCCCGCCCGCCACGUCUCGGCCAUCGUGGCGGGUCCGAAGGGAACGUGUCCGGUCAAAAUCGAGAACAUGGGCAACGGCUCGUUUAUGAUCGAGACCGUUCCGUCGCAGUCCGGUAACUACCAGUUGGUGUGUAAGGUGUUCGACACGCCCGUGCCGAAGAGCCCGUUCUUGUUCAUGGUCGGGAGACCUCAUUAUGACGCCACAAAGGUCAUUGUGUCGUGCAGAGCGUUUACCGACGGGGACGUCGCGUUUCCUCUCGGGACGCCCGCGGUGUUGGACGUCGACGCCCGCAGUGCCGGCACGGGGCGUCUAUUGGUGGACGCGUCCGGUCCGAUAAGCGACAAUAAGGAACUCCAGGUGCACGACAUCGGAGACGGUACUUAUACCGUCAAGUUGCAACCGGAUCGUCCGGGGAGUUUCCAACUCGAUGUCUGUUGGGUCGACCGACCGGUGCCCGGGAGUCCGUUCGAGAUUCGUUUCUUUCGUCGUUCGAUUAGUGAUCCGAGGAAGAUCUGUGCGGAGGGACCAGGUCUUACUGGUGCACCGGUCAAUAGUUCUGGUGAGUUCACUGUGUUUGGAGCGGAAGGAGACGCUGAGAAUCUGGAGGUCACGUGUCAGGGAGUCAAGGCGAGAGCUCAUGUUUAUAUCGAUUCGGUCAACCGCGAGGAGGGUGUGUUUCACGGUCACUACGUUGCUCCCGUGGCCGGGGCUUACUUGUUGUGCAUCAAGUGGGGUGGUGAUCACAUCAGUGGUAGCCCGUAUAAGAUUACAGUCGGUCAGGCUGGAAUUGUCGGGCAGGUGAGAGUACUCGAUGUGCCACAGGACGGUAUUGUCAACAGGCUGGUCGAGUUUCUGCUCGAUUCUCGGAGUGCCGGGCACGGGCAGUUGACCAUGAAAGUUCAAGGUCCCGGAAAUCCGCAGACUAAUGUAGAUAACAGCCGUCCUGGCACCGUCGUCGCUUCAUUUCUUCCCAGUGAAUCGGGAAAGUAUUCAGUGAGCUUGAAGUGGUUGGGAAAGCACGUGGAAGGCAGCCCGUUUAAAGUCAAGGUGGCCUCGCCUCCUCGACCGGAGAUGGUUUUUUGCUAUGGUUUCGGUUUGGAGGGAGGAGUCGUAGGCACUCGAGGUGUCUUCACUGUUGACACUAAAAAGGCUGGUGGUGGUGUAUUAGCCGUGAGGGUUCAUGGUCCGAAGGGAGCGUUCAAGAUUCACAUGGAGAAGUCUCCCAAGGACGAUCGACUGAUUCUUGUGAGUUAUAAUCCCAAUGAAUCAGGCAGAUACACAAUGGAUGUCAAGUGGUCUGAUGUGCCCGUUCCAGGCAGUCCGUUUAGCGUUCACAUACAACCAAGAGGAAUAAGCGUGUAGUGCAGUUAGACAGACAUGAACAAUGUUGAUGUAGUUGAUAUGAAUGAUAGUUACUGGUGGUGAUUUGAAAUGAUCUAGUGCUUUUAGAAACACUAAGUUGUACAUUGCACUUUUCUCUA
Molecule: messenger RNA, 6309 nt
Organism: Corticium candelabrum
Lineage: Eukaryota; Metazoa; Porifera; Homoscleromorpha; Homosclerophorida; Plakinidae
Product: filamin-C-like
Exons: 3
Coding region: 80-6190 (2036 amino acids)
Biological process (GO): actin cytoskeleton organization
Molecular function (GO): actin filament binding
Source: RefSeq, a predicted model, not a curated record